Messenger RNA from Aspergillus eucalypticola CBS 122712, 516 nucleotides. RefSeq lists its product as uncharacterized. The transcript has a single exon. Bases 122 to 481 code for a protein of 119 amino acids. NCBI's taxonomy places the organism in Eukaryota, Fungi, Ascomycota, Eurotiomycetes, Eurotiales, Aspergillaceae. The record is from RefSeq and is a predicted model, not a curated record.
UCGUCGAUUAGCUUGUUGUGUACCUUCGACAAUAUCGAUGGGAGCAUGGAGUCUCAAACGUGUUGCGUAUAGGACUCAAUACUGCGCAGGAAAGGCAUUCCAAAAGUAGGCUGUCAACAUAAUGACGGAUUUCUGCAGUCCUCGAGGUCCCCGCAGUACAUCCUUCAGGGGAUUCCUCGGAAUUUGUGGUUUUGCCUUGUCAGCUAUGUACCAUGAUGUUUUUUCCGAUUGCCUCAGUUCACCAGAGAGAUGCUGCAUUGAUUGCCGCAGAGCGAGCAGCGGUUGGUUGAUACGCAAGGCUGCCUGUCUUUUGGCCAAUGCCCUGUUGUCCUACACAACACCUGUCACCGCCACGCCGUCGUCAGGGGAUGCUUCUGUUAUGCUCAUCUUCUGCGCGCGGGCAUUCCUGGCACAUUUCUUGAUCUCAGAUAUCCGUUUAUCAACAGAUGGCUGCCAUCCUGAAUGUGGUACAUUAUCGUAAGCACCUAUAGGGUUUUUGACCACUGCGCGGCCAUC